CCCAGAGGGUGCAGGAACGAGCGUUACGCAAAGCGCAUCCUUCAGAACGCCUUCCGAACACGAGCGUACAAAUACAGAACUCGCGACGCUGUGCAAGGUGUAUCCUGUGAGCCCUGUGGCAGGGCCUGGCGCGGCACGAUCCGUAUGGGAACUAAGUCCAGAUCCCGACAUGGUCGGGCAUCUACCGAACAAUCCAAUAUCUGCAGGUCAUCAGAAUCACGAUUCUGACAAGGACAUGCGACAGAGAAGUCGUCCUGACGACAACAUCUAUGUGGACGAAGCAACGACCACUGGCCAAAGCCCCACUGAUGAAACCAAACUGAUCUUUGAAUUACUCAGAGCCGGUGAAAUCGAGGCAGUCGAGGAGCUGGUCGAGAAAAACGGGCUAAAUACAGUACUUAGUGCUAGAGAUGAAUGGGGAUAUACACCUGCUCAUUGGGCUGCUUUGGACAGUAAUGUUGAAGUAAUGAGAUAUUUGAUAGAACGGAGCGGACCUGUUGAUCUACCAUGUCUUGGUACCCAAGGACCUAGGCCGAUACAUUGGGCCUGUCGGAAAGGCCAUAGUGCGAUAGUGCAAUUAUUAUUGAAGACGGGAGUUACGGUCAAUGCGGCUGAUUUUAAAGGCUUAACGCCUCUGAUGACCGCCUGCAUGUUUGGUAAAUUCGCAACGGCUGCCUUCUUGCUAGGAUCUGGCGCGCAGGGACACUUGACCGACAUAAAUGGUGAUACCGCGUUACAUUGGGCUGCAUACAAAGGACACGCCGAACUGAUUAAGCUGUUGAUAUACAGUGGAGUAGAUCUGCAGAAACCUGAUUACUUCGGUUCGACACCGCUUCAUUUGGCUUGCCUGUCCGGCAACAUCAGCUGCGUCCAGAUUCUCUGUGAAAAGAGUAAAAUCGAUCUUGAACCACGCGACAAAAACGGCAAAACGCCGCUGCAGCUGGCAAAGAGUCAUCGCCACUCGGAGAUAGUGCGCAUUUUGCAGGCGGAACAAAAGCGCCGUGCCAGAUGGAUACCACCCAUUAACGAGCUAUGGGCGCUACUAUUUGGCGGAGCGGGCAACAGCAAGGGACCGUUGUUAUUGUUCAUAAUAUCCGUCCUGCUAUGGGGGUACCCGAUGUACCUGUUGAAAUGCAUUCCAUUAACGUGGAAUCUCUUGCGAGGCAGUCAUUAUUGUUUUAUUUAUUGGAACAUUCUCAUGUGGAUUUCGUGGAUCGUCGCUAACAGAAGAGAUCCGGGUUACGUGCCGCAAAACAGUGAUACCUACUACAGGGCAAUAAAACAGAUUCCGUACUUUGAUAAGUGGAGGAAACGGAAUGUUUUACUAUCACGAUUAUGUCACAGCUGCAGGUGUUUCAGACCCCUCCGGGCUAAACACUGCAGAAUUUGCAACAGAUGUGUUACAUAUUUCGAUCAUCACUGUCCAUUUAUAUACAAUUGCGUUGGCCUACGCAAUAGAAUGUGGUUCUUCCUGUUCGUUAUGUGCGUGGCGAUAAAUUGCUCUUUCACAUUAUAUUUCGCGUGUUAUUGUAUCGCAAUUGAAGGAAUACAGCUCUUGUAUGUUCUCGGUGUAUUAGAGGCUCUCGUCUUUUGCGGACUCGGUUGGAUUCUAACGUGUACCUCGGUCUUACAUGCAUGUAUGAAUUUGACUACCAACGAAAUGUUCAAUUAUAAAAGAUAUUCAUAUUUGAGGGACAAGAAGGGCAAGUACUUGAAUCCUUUCAGUCGAGGACCCGUGCUUAAUUUUAUUGAAUUUUUCCUCUGUCCACCGGAUCAUCAAACAAAUGACCUUCAACAUUAUCAUAUUCUUUCGGAGGAUAUUAUGUAAAAUUCACGAGACAUAUGAACCUUUGAAUAUUAUAUAUUUCAUACAUUCUCUCGCACAGAGAAGCGUCGAGCGCGAGUUAUGUAUACAGUGGCCGGUAUACAUUAUUUUUUCAAGUUGCGUGUACAUUUGCAUAUAAAGGUUAUCAUCACUUAUGAAAGAUUGUCAAAUUAAAUAUAUUCUAUACUUUAUUCGCUAUUUGACUACCAGGGCACGAAUUUGCAAACAUGUAGUUAAGAAUUUUAUAUAAUGUUUCAAUGAAUACCUUGUAAA
Cyphomyrmex costatus is the source of this 2098-nucleotide messenger RNA. It is a transcript of the gene Patsas, whose product is annotated as palmitoyltransferase Patsas. The transcript has 9 exons. Gene Ontology annotation, biological process: protein palmitoylation. Lineage: Eukaryota; Metazoa; Arthropoda; Insecta; Hymenoptera; Formicidae. Bases 170 to 1828 code for a protein of 552 amino acids. The record is from RefSeq and is a predicted model, not a curated record. Gene Ontology annotation, cellular component: Golgi membrane. Gene Ontology annotation, molecular function: protein binding; palmitoyltransferase activity.